UUGUAUUGUGAUAUACUUCUUUAACAGUGUCGUCAUCUGCACGCGACUAAUCUCUUUCUACUCCAGGAAGCAAAAUUAAACGGAAAUUUUGGCUCUGCUAAGAAGAAGGAGAAACGAUGUCCGGGAGUUUUUAUUUUGUCAUGGUUGGCCAUCAUGACAAUCCUGUAUUUGAGAUGGAGUUUCUGCCGUCUGGGAAGCCUGAGUCAAAGGAUGACCAUCGCCACCUCAACCAGUUUAUUGCUCAUGCAGCUCUGGAUUUGGUGGAUGAAAACAUGUGGCUGUCCAACAAUAUGUACCUGAAAACUGUGGACAAGUUCAACGAGUGGUUUGUGUCUGCCUUUGUCACUGCAGGACAUAUAAGAUUCAUCAUGCUGCAUGAUGUACGGCAAGAAGAUGGAAUCAAAAAUUUCUUUAAUGAUGUAUAUGAUUUAUACAUAAAGUUUGCAAUGAAUCCAUUCUACGAAAUCAAUGCCCCAAUCCGCUCAACAGCUUUUGAGAGGAAAGUACAAUUUCUUGGAAAGAAACAUCUCCUGAAUUGAUCUAUCGUCUUAACGCAAAAAUUUCAAACCUGUCUGUUGAGUAUGUAACUUUACCAGCUUGAGGUCUAUAUGUUUGUCUUUCUUCUUUGAUAAAUGUUGUAAAUAUUUAACACGGAUGUGAAUUUUCUAUUAAAAGCAUGCAUUGUCU
This is a messenger RNA of Cheilinus undulatus (humphead wrasse), 687 nucleotides long. It is a transcript of the gene trappc2, whose product is annotated as trafficking protein particle complex subunit 2. NCBI's taxonomy places the organism in Eukaryota, Metazoa, Chordata, Actinopteri, Labriformes, Labridae. The record is from RefSeq and is a predicted model, not a curated record. Gene Ontology annotation, biological process: endoplasmic reticulum to Golgi vesicle-mediated transport. The coding region runs from base 117 to 539 and encodes 140 amino acids. The transcript has 5 exons. Gene Ontology annotation, cellular component: TRAPP complex; nucleus; cytoplasm.